AAGAGAUUUCGUCUACUUCAUCUGAUAACACUUCAAAUUCUUAUGAACUUAAUAAUGAUCCAAAUUUUGAUGUAUCCGAUAACACUUUUUCAGAGACUAAAUCUUUUAAAAAUAGGGAGAUCGAAUUUCUGGAACGGAUACAUAAAGAAUCUGUUAGCAAUGAAAUAAGAGAGAGAAAUCGGAAAAAGAAGCUUCAAGCCCAAAAUUCUAUAUCAUAUGAUAAAGAUAAUUCAUCAUGUGAUAUAAAAACCGUUUCCCAGGGAAACGAUCGUGAUAAUUCAUCAUGUGAUAUAAAAACCGUUUCCCAGGGAAACGAUCGUGAUAAUAUUGAAAGUAGUGUAGAUAUUGCUUCCCAAAUAAGCAUUCAGCAAAAAACUAUUCCGAAUACUCCUUUACCAGCAGAAGAUCUUGACGAUUCAGAUGAAAUUGAGCUGGCUAAAAAUCAGAAUAUAGAACUGGGUUUAAUACAAGAUUUACGGAGUGGUAGUACUAUUGCUUCACCUACCGAAGAUAGCGAACAAAAUUCAUCUAUGGAAUCAUUUCAAAUUACAACACAAAGCUUAAUCUAUUUGUUUCGAAAUGCAAUACGAUCUGGGCAUGAAGAAAUUUUAUCUUGGACUCGUUAUUCAGAUAAUUUUGAAAGUAAAGUUGCUGAAAUUCGUCAUGAGACAGGGGUUACUGAUAAAACUGCAAGAACUCAAAUAUACAAAGAAAUGUUAAAACAUCUAUCUGGCGUUACACCGGUUGCCUUGCGAAUUAAAACUCUUAGAGCCAAAAAAAUUCGUAAGUUAUUUGGAGAAAAUGGAGUUGGAAUGGAUAAAAUAAAGUACGUCACCUGCACUGCAAAUGAUAUUUCGAAACUGACCAAUGCUCAAAUUCAAAACAUUAUAAAUCAAGUGAACUCGAAAAGUGUCUUAUCACAAAAUAAACAAAGUCAUAUGAUUUCAAAAACCGUUUCCCAAGGAAACGAUCGUGAUAAUUCAUCUGAGGUAAAUACUUUGGCUAAGUCGUUAACCUCUAGCCCUUCUAGCUCGAAAAAAUUACCAGAUGUGAAGGUAAGUGUACCACCAAUGCCUCGAUCCAAAAAGAAUAUACCAGUUAUUCCAUAUGAUGCUCGUGCCACCUACAUUAAUACAAUAUUGAAGCAGUAUCCUUAUCUAUCCUUACGUCAUAGUGAUGAAUUUAAUGAUUGCUACGAAUUCAAUGACUCAGGGGUAUGCCCAGGAUGUGAGCAAGAGCAUAGUAAAGGGCAUGUAUUUGGUAUAGCUGGUCAAUGCACAAAUGGUUCUUACUAUAUUAAAUGCCGGAACUCGCCCCAUGAAAAAGAAAUCAAG
Molecule: messenger RNA, 1334 nt
Organism: Racocetra fulgida
Lineage: Eukaryota; Fungi; Glomeromycota; Glomeromycetes; Diversisporales; Gigasporaceae
Source: the annotation of a GenBank genome assembly